CUUUCAUUUAAAUUUCAUGCAUUCUUCCUGUCUUUCUGGAGUGGGCUGCAAUUGGCUUGGGGGAAUCAGCUUUUAAGAGAGCAUGUGUCUUAAGGGUCCAAACCAUGCCCUGAAAGAGACAGUUUAUUAUCUUGAGGCUGCCCACAGACAGUAUGCCUAGAAAUAGAAUUUUCCUUGCCCUCGGUCACUGAUGCCAUAGUGGAGAACUGACAGGGCUCCCUGAGGACCUAAAGUAUUUAUAACUCUUACAGUAUUUCUGCAAGGUGAGCUUUGCUGCCAGAGGCCUGAAUUGGGGCAGUUAAGAGUUACUGAGGUAGAGGAGUUGGGCAUAGCUGCUCUGGGCUUCUGGGGAAACAACUCUUAGCACUGAGGCAGAGGGGCUCAGGUGUAUUUCCUAGAGAAGAGACAGGAGCAAGGCCAGGGAACAGACUCCCCAAGGGUUCCUCCUUCACCUUGUCAGAGAUAUUUUGCAGACGAAGCAAUUAAGACUUUAAAAAACCCCAGAUUUGCUUUCUGCCUGUGGAUGCCGCCAAGAAAGCAUCGUUGAAGUCUUCCCCGCCUCCACUGCCAUCAUGUCUAAAUCAGAGUCUCCCAAAGAGCCCGAACAGCUGAGGAAGCUCUUCAUCGGAGGAUUGAGCUUUGAAACAACCGAUGAGAGUCUGAGGAGCCAUUUUGAGCAACGGGGAACGCUCACAGACUGUGUGGUAAUGAGGGAUCCAAACACCAAGCGCUCCAGAGGCUUCGGGUUUGUCACAUACGCCACGGUGGAGGAGGUGGAUGCGGCCGUGAAUGCAAGGCCACACAAGGUGGACGGAAGAGUUGUAGAACCAAAGAGGGCCGUCUCAAGAGAAGAUUCUCAAAGACCUGGUGCCCACUUAACUGUGAAAAAGAUUUUUGUUGGUGGCAUUAAAGAAGGCACUGAAGAACAUCACCUGAGAGAUUAUUUUGAACAGUACGGGAAAAUUGAAGUAAUUGAAAUCAUGACUGACCGGGGCAGUGGCAAAAAGAGAGGCUUUGCUUUUGUAACCUUUGAUGACCAUGACUCCAUAGACAAGAUUGUCAUUCAGAAAUACCACACUGUGAAUGGCCACAACUGUGAAGUGAGAAAAGCCCUGUCUAAGCAAGAGAUGGCUAGUGCUUCAUCCAGCCAGAGAGGUCGAAGUGGUUCUGGAAACUUUGGUGGCGGUCGUGGAGGUGGUUUUGGUGGGAAUGACAACUUUGGUCGUGGAGGAAACUUCAGUGGUCGAGGUGGCUUUGGUGGCAGCCGUGGUGGUGGCGGAUACGGUGGCAGUGGGGAUGGAUAUAAUGGAUUUGGUAAUGACGGAAGCAAUUUUGGAGGUGGCGGACGCUACAAUGAUUUUGGCAAUUACAACAAUCAAUCUUCAAAUUUUGGACCCAUGAAAGGAGGAAACUUUGGAGGCAGAAGUUCUGGCCCCUGUGGUGGUGGAGGCCAAUACUUUGCCAAACCACGAAACCAAGGUGGCUAUGGUAGCUCCCGCAGCAGCAGGAGCUAUGGCAGUGGCGGGAGGUUUUCAUCACUGCCAGUUAGUCUACUCGGAAGCCAUUUUGGUAAACUACCCCAACAGUGUGAAGUUAGAAUUCCUUCAGGGUGAUGCCAGGUUCCAUUUGAAAUUUAUUUGCAACCUGCUUGGUGGAGAAGCUGUUGUCUUCAGAACCUUGGUGUAGUUGAACUGACAGUUACUGUGUUGUGACCUGGAGUUCACCAUUAAAAGGGUCACCCAUGCAAAGUCAUGGAGUUUUUUAAUUUUUUUUUUGGUUAUUAAUGAUUGUUGGUACAUCCUAUGCAAUAUAUCUAAAUUGAAUUAUGGUACCAGAUAAAGUUAUAGAUGGGAAUGAAGCUUGUGUAUCAUCCAUUAUCAUGUGUAAUCAAUAAAAGAUUUAAUAUCC
Bubalus bubalis (water buffalo) is the source of this 1908-nucleotide messenger RNA. Its product is annotated as heterogeneous nuclear ribonucleoprotein A1. Lineage: Eukaryota; Metazoa; Chordata; Mammalia; Artiodactyla; Bovidae. Gene Ontology annotation, molecular function: RNA binding. The transcript has a single exon. Bases 573 to 1613 code for a protein of 346 amino acids. The record is from RefSeq and is a predicted model, not a curated record.